Molecule: messenger RNA, 1914 nt
Organism: Lagenorhynchus albirostris (white-beaked dolphin)
Lineage: Eukaryota; Metazoa; Chordata; Mammalia; Artiodactyla; Delphinidae
Product: zinc finger protein 347-like
Exons: 5
Coding region: 121-1758 (545 amino acids)
Biological process (GO): regulation of DNA-templated transcription
Source: RefSeq, a predicted model, not a curated record
CUCGGAGUGAAGGUCGAGCUGUCGGGGAUUUCUUGGAGGCCUGCCUGCUUUCUCCUCUUUAUCUUUUGUACUGGAAAAGCUCUUUGGAAGAGGAGGAAGGGGAAAGCAGAGGAGUCAGGAAUGACUCUUUCUCAGGCACGGUUGACCUUCAAGGAUGUGGUCAUCGAAUUCUCUCCAGAAGAGUGGGAAUGCCUGGAUCCUGCUCAGAGGGCCUUGUACAGGGACGUGAUGGUGGAGACCUACAGGAACCUGAUCUCUGUAGAUCUCUCUCAUAUACACGUGAUCAAGAAAUUACAACUAAAAUCAAACACUGACAUAGGAGAAAUAUUCCCAACAGUGAUGUUGGGAAGCCAUGGAAGCUGUGAAAUCAAGCAUUUUUACCUACAGGAAAUACAGAAUAUGCAUGACCUUGGUUGUCAGUGGAGAGAUGAUGAAAGAAAUUACAAAUAUAUUCCUACAUCCCCUAAUGAAGAUGUCACUUAUAGAAGAGUUCGACAUGGUAGAAGGGAUUCAGGAAAGAAGCCGAUUGCAAAUAGGCUGGCAUUAAGCUUUUCGGAUGAACUGCGUAUGUUUAAAAGUAAACAGAAAAUCUAUGAAUUUCAUCAAGCUGUUAAGAGCAUCAACAAUAGUACCUCAUUUUCACCAUCUCAAGAAAUUUCUCCUACUGGCCAAUCGACAAUUUCUAAUAUACAUGGGAGUGAUUUUAUGCAUCUUUCAAUACUGUCAGAAGACCAGAAAGCACACAGGGCAAGUCCUUACAAAUGUAAUAAGUAUGGCAAAACCUCUCCUAAAGGCUCAAACCUCAGUAGAUAUCAGAGAAUCCACACAGGAGAGAAAUUGCGUAAAUGUGAUGUGUGUGACAAGGUCUUUAGUCGAAAUUCACACCUUGUAAGUCAUAAGAGGGUUCAUACUGGAGAGAAACCUUAUAAAUGUAAGGAGUGUGGCAAGAGGUUUAGUCAAAAUUCACAUCUUACAAGUCAUCAGAGAAUUCAUACUGGAGAGAUGCCUUAUAGAUGUAAUGUGUGUGGGAAGACCAUUUAUUCUGCCUCAGGCCUCAGGAGACAUAUGAUAAUCCACAGAGAAGCUAAACAAUAUAAAUGUGAUGUAUGUGGCAAAGUCUUUAAUCAGAAUGCAGUCCUUGCAGUUCAUCAGAGAAUUCAUACUGGAGAGAAACCUUACAAAUGUGGUGAAUGUGGCAGUGUCUUUAGUCAAAAAACACACCUUACAAGUCAUCUGGUAACUCAUACUGGAGAGAAACCUCACAAAUGUAAUGAGUGUGGCAAGUUUUUUCGAGAUAAGAGAACCUUUACAAGGCAUCAACAAAUUCAUACUGCAGUGAAACCUUACAGAUGUAAUGAGUGUGGGAAGUUCUUUCGUGAGAAGCCAACCCUUACCAGGCAUCAGCACGUUCACACUGGAGAAAAACCUUACAAAUGUAAUGAGUGUGGCAGAGUCUUUAGUCAAAAUUCAAACCUUGCACGUCAUCAGGGAAUUCAUAAUGGUGAGAAACCUUACAGAUGUAAUCAGUGUGGCAAGCUCUUUAAUCGAAAAGGAAACCUUGCAGUUCAUCAGAGAAUUCAUACUGGAGAGAAACCUUACAAAUGUAGUGAGUGUGGCAAAGUGUUUAGUAAAAAUUCAAACCUUGUGUGUCAUCAGAGAAUUCAUACUGGGGAGAAACCUUACAAAUGUAAUGAGUGUGGCAAAGUCUUUCGUUACAAACAACGUCUUCGAAUUCAUCACAGACUACAUAAUGGAUAGAAACCUUGCAAAUGUAUUGAGUGUGGAAAAGCCUUUACUCAGGUCUCAACCUUUGCUACACAUCAGAAAAUCCAUACUUAAGAAAAACCAUAUAAAUGUAUGUGGAAAGGUCUUCAAAAUUCAAACUUGAAAAAAAAAUGAAACUGUGAAAAUUCA